UAGUCAGCUGGUGUGGGUGCCAUCCUGGUGGACAAGAUCGAAGGAUCACAAUGGAAAUAAGACAGACAGUCCUCGAUGACGCACUGACUUUCUUAGAUUUAUCCUGGGUGGUUAACCCUCCAGGGUUAAAAAUCAGAACAAGUCUUAUCUUAAACACUCGUCCAGGGACCGAACCUUAAGUCCUCAGUUUGUGAGCUGAGGUCUCUACUGAUUGCAUGAAGAAAACAGGGAAUGUACUAGAGCAUUAUAUAGUAGUGCCAAUACUUUUGUAUAGUUGUUAUGCCUGUUGUAUCAAUGUUGCAGCAAAUAGGAAGCUGUAAGAAGGGUAACCCAAUUAAGUCAGUGUGUCAUCGGGGACUGUCGAUCUUAUUUCCAUUGGGUGUUAAUUUCCCCCAAGUAUGUGAUCCCACAACAGUUGACUUACACUUGGGUACCUGCUUAGUGCUGGGAAUGGUUCCUGGUCCCUUAGUAUGUGAGCUGAGGAACUUAUCAACUGAGCACCCUAAUGGGAAUACACCACACUUACAUGCUUUUAUGGGUUAUCACUCCUUUGAGAUGGAUCCUAGCACAAAGAUACCAGAAUUAGGGGCAACAGAUCAUGUUGAAGUGGAGAUGAUUGAAGCUGAACCUGUGGAUGAUGAUGAAAAUGACGAUGAUGAUGGACAACAAAAUGAAUAUACUGAUCUACUAUCUAUGGAGCCCCUCAAUGCUGAGAUGUCAGUAUUUUUAGAAUGUGAUGAUUUAGCAAGAGAUUGUGACAAUGGUUACUCAUCCCCUAUCUCGGAAGAAAGAGAAGUUUUGGGACUGCCGCAUACCAGUCCAACAAUUGAAGCAGUAGGCAUUGGUGUGGAUAACUAUUUGCAUAUGACUGAAGCUACAGGAGAAGAAACUGAAGAUGAUGAUGAGCCUAUCACAGAACCUGUAGAUAGAAAGAGUCAGGAUGAACUCAUAAAUCGUCUCAUGACAGAUGGAAUGUCAUUCUCUGAGGUUGCAGCUCUUUGGGGAGAAGAUGCUGAUGGAGACAGUGAUGUAGAGGACAUUCCAACAGUUCUUGAAGGCACUUCUCAAGUGAAGGAGGAUCAUGCAGCUGAGUUUGAAAAGGAGCUCAAUGAGCAACAGCGGUACCAGCUAAAACGUAAAAGUAGCAGAGAGAAGAGACGACGACGACGUUUACCAGCUGCUUUGCAGGGUCUUAUGGGUGAGGCCAAUCUACGUUAUGCUCGCUGCGAGUAUGAUGAAGCUAUCAAGAUGUGUAUGGAGGUUAUAAGACAGUUUUCACAUUCACCUGAGCCAUAUCAGACUUUAGGAAUGAUCUAUGAAGAGAAGAAAAUGGUGAACAAGUCUCUGCAGUUUCUUCUGAUUGCUGCAUUUCUCAGCCCAAAUGCUGAAGAAUGGGAGAAAUUAGCAGAUCUGUCUCUUCAUCAGGGAGAUAUCCAGCAAGCAGUGUUUUGUUGGGGCCGAGCUAUUAAAGCCAACCCACAAAAUCUGGAUUACCACUGGGCCCGUUGUGAUCUCCUUGAGCAGCUAGGAGAGAAACUGAAAGCGUUGAAAGGCUAUACGUACAUGCUCAAAUAUCUUAGAACUGAUCAAGGAAAGGAUGGUCUGAAACUGGCCAAAGAGAUUGCAAAGAUUCACUAUGAGAACAAGGAUGUCCAUCUGGCUCGAGAUGCGAUGGAAACAGCUUUCAAAAAAUACCCUUCGUAUGUUACCCCCGAGGAUGUCAACCUUAUGCUGGAAGUGUUGAUGCAUCAGCAAGAAUAUCUCCGCUGUAUACAAAUUCUUGUUCUUCAUGGGGGAGUUCGUCUGUUACAUAAAGAGAUCGAUGAAGAACAAUUCCACAAGCGAGAGCUGGAGGAUCAGUUGUCAGUUGCUACCGAGUGUUUUGUUCCCCUUGACUUACCAAUUGAUCUUCGGACAAAGCUCACUGUCGCCCUCAUCCAUGUUAAAACCUUUGAGCUUGCAGCCCCUCUAGUGGAGUUGCUGAUGAAUGAAUCUGAGGAAGAGUUUGGGGACCUGUAUUUAGACAUAGCAGAAGCCUACAUGAGUGCAGACUAUCAUGAAGCAGCACUAACUCUGUUACGUCCACUGAUUGACUCCAAUCAUUAUAAUGUAGCUGCUGUGUGGCUCCAGUAUGGGGAGUGCUUGGCAGCUGUUGAUCAAAUGGAAGAAGCAGCUCAGGCAUACAAUCAAGUUGUGCAAUUAGCACCACAGCAUGCAGAAGCCAGGUUGACUCUUUCAUCAAUUUUACAAUCUCUUGGUCGACUGGAUGAGGCUCUACUUAUUCUAAAUCAAGAAAGUGAUUCUGAGCCUCUCGACUCCCAGCUUCUGUAUCAACGCUGCAAGAUUCUCUUAGACCAGGAUCUUGUUGAUGACUUCAUAAAUGCUGCAAAACUGCUUUUCCGAAGGCAUUUCAUUCACAUCCGCAAUCGGGAUGAGGCAGAAGCCAUGCUUAGCAACAAAAAGUUAAGUAAUAAGUAUGAAGCUAUUCGAGAACUUCGUCGCUCUAAAAAUGAGAAUCUUGAAGACAAUGGUCCAGCAUAUACUGGACCAGAUGUACCUCUUGAAGACCAGUGGGACCUCUUUACUACAGUGUGCAAUAUUCUUCAUGACAAGGGCAGAUUUGAGGAACUUGAAAGGAUGACCUUCAGUGCACUUGGGUCCAAAGAGUUCAUGAGGGAGAAGGAGCGUGCUCGAGAAAUAGAAUUCAUGUGUCUUCUGGCGUGCAUUUAUAAUGAUAGUUCUUAUUAUGCCUACAAUAUCAUGAGAGAGCUAGUUAUAAAAAAGCCAGAGAACAAAAGGUGUUGGAACCUGCUAAAUCUCAUAAUUUCUAAAGCUGAUGACUUUCGACAUAACCGCUUUUUGCUAAGGCUUACUCACAAACACCCAGAUUUAGUUGCUUUAGGCUUAUUGAAUGGUCACAACUGCUUGGUGGCAGGGACAUAUAAAUACUCCUUAGCAGAAUAUACUCAAGCUUUUAAGCAAGACCCUUUAAAUCCACUUAUUCCACUAAUGCUAGGUUUGACUUUCACACACAUGGCUUGCCAGAAAUUCAGUGGUAAAAAACAUUCUCUAGUUGUACAGGCAUGUGCUUUUUUAAACACCUAUGUAGAGAUGCGUGGGGAGUGUCAAGAGUCAAUGUAUAACUUGGGUCGAGCUUUUCAUCAGCUUAAUCUCCUGCCACAAGCAAUCCAUUAUUACAAACUUGCACUUGAUUGUCCCACAGUGGAGGAACCACCAGGUGGGCCCAGACUUGACUUGUCGCGUGAGAUUGCCUUUAACUUAGCUCUCAUUUACCAGAAUAGUGGUUCUCCAAACUUAGCCAGGAUGUAUAUGUACAAAUAUAUUAGAGUUUAAGUUUAAAAUUAAACACUUUACAUGAUAAAAUAAAUGUGUGUUCAUGCACAAGUGUUGAAGGAUAAUUUCUUGAAUAAGAUACAUUGUCAUAUGUAUAAGUAAAUAAAGCCUUGUUUAUU
Cherax quadricarinatus is the source of this 3473-nucleotide messenger RNA. The record is from RefSeq and is a predicted model, not a curated record. Lineage: Eukaryota; Metazoa; Arthropoda; Malacostraca; Decapoda; Parastacidae.